This is a messenger RNA of Gongylonema pulchrum, 399 nucleotides long. The record is from the annotation of a GenBank genome assembly. Lineage: Eukaryota; Metazoa; Nematoda; Chromadorea; Rhabditida; Gongylonematidae.
AUGGACAACGCGUCGGUCUACGGAACCGAAGAUUGCAGACCUGUUUCCGGAGUAUCACCAGCGCCACGGGCAAAACGUGCAAUGACGCUGGAUGAGAUCAUUGAGCUAGCAAAGCGUAAAGCAUCAACAAAUGAUUACUGCAUACCUGCUGCACCGUCCGAGCAAGAUGUUUCGGGAGGAAGAGCGCACGAGCCGGAGCUUCCGGUGGAGCAACCGGCAACCCCGGUUAUUGAAAUGAUCAAAGUGAACAACGACCUGUACAACGAUAACUGGUCUUACGUGGGCCAACUGAUGGAGCCGGAUAGCGAUCACGCGUUUGGCGACCCACCGAGCUCGUUGGAGGAGGAUGAGAAUACACUCGACCAGAUCAUUCGGAUCACUAAACCGCCGAACAAAUAA